Messenger RNA from Contarinia nasturtii (swede midge), 754 nucleotides. Its product is annotated as cuticle protein 16.5-like. Bases 225 to 581 code for a protein of 118 amino acids. Lineage: Eukaryota; Metazoa; Arthropoda; Insecta; Diptera; Cecidomyiidae. The record is from RefSeq and is a predicted model, not a curated record. The transcript has 5 exons.
UUAAUUAAGUGAUUUUGAAGUGUCACAUAUGAGAUGUCUAUGGCCACUUCAAAUCUUUGGCCGUUCGAUCGCCAAUUCCUUGAAUUUAUGUAGAUUUUAAUAAUAGUUUUUUUGAACGCCGAUACAACUUAACUGGACUAAAGUAUAAAAGACGAUGCCGGAGAGUAAGCGGCAUCAGUUCACUCAAAACGCUAGCAGCAACCGAACAAAAAACAUCUUUCAAAAUGUACAAAUUGAUUUUAUGGACUACCAUCUUUGCUUUGGCCGCUGCCAAACCAGGAUUUUUACAUGGCGGUGUACCAACUUUUGUUUCAUCACCAGCAGUUGUCUCAACAUACUCUGCAUCUCCAGUCGUCGCAGCUCCAAUCGUCGCAAGGGCUGUCGUGUCUCCAAUCGUCACAUACUCCGCCCCAGCUGUUGUGCAUGCAGUUCCGGUAGUGAAAACACCAAUAAUUACAAAAACUAUUGUUUCAUCACCAGUCGUCGCAUAUUCUUCACUCCACACCCCAGUGGUUCAUUCAGCUCCAAUAGUUCAUGCUGCUCCAGUCGCAUACCAUUCUUCACCAGUUGUGUCCUGGUAAACAUUUAUGAGAUGAUACCUGUGUGUUCUCGAUAUGACUAUAACAAAAUCAAAGUUAUCAUCAAGAAUUUACUAAAUUUGCUUGCUUUUUUCGCACAAACACAUUUUGUCUGUAUUCCUCUCAAAGAAAAGAUGGAUAUGGAAAAAUAAAAUUAAAAACUAUAAAUUGGAGAA